AUGGCUUACCCGCGACCUGACUUUCAGCCCAAAAACCUCCAUUGGAUCUCCCUCGACGGAAUAUGGGACAUCAUCUUCGAUGACGCAGACAGCGGUCUUUCCCAAUCAUGGCACCUAAAGGGAAUCCCCUCCGAAGCAGGAACAAACAAGCGACGAGAUAUCAGAGUGCCCUACGCUUUCCAAACCCCGGCCUCAGGAAUUGGUGUUCAUGAAGUUCACGAAGUGAUCUGGUAUGAGCGCACCGUGAGCGAUAUCCGCACCGUCGACGAGAUAAACCGCGGAAAUCGCCUGCUGAUCCGUUUUGGCGCUGUCGACUAUGAGUGCUCUGCUUGGGUAGACGGCCAUUUCGUGGGAUAUCAUCAGGGAGGCCAUGUACCUUUUGACCUGGAUAUUUCGGAUGCCUUCUCUCGUCCCGACGCUGCGAAGAAAACAACAGAGGCCCGUUUGACGUUGCAAGUCCGUGACUCUGCGACUGAUCUUGCCCAACCCCGUGGGAAGCAGUACUGGGGUCCCGUUCCGGAGAGUAUCUUCUACACACCUACGAGCGGAAUUUGGCAGACGGUGUGGUUAGAGAGUGUGCCCCCAAUGCGGCUUUCCUGUGGUAGUGGCGGCACAGUGCUCCGUUCGGAUGAUAUCAAGCGGGGCCUACUUCAUGCUUGCGUUGUUGUCACUGGUCGACCGAUUGGCUCCCAAUGCAGCAUUGAGAUUGAAUCUCACCUUGCUGGACAACCCGUUAAUAAGGCCAGGGGUGAUCUCCCGAAGGAUCGAGAGUUUGUCAAUAUCGAUCUGAGCAUGAAGGUAUCAAACGCAGCAGACUUGAAGCAUAAGACACCGUUUAACGUGGAGGGUUGCUGGCACAAUGGUGUGGCACUCUGGCACCCCGACCAUCCGAUUCUCUAUGACUUGGUGCUGCGUCUUUACGACUCGUCUGGUAAAGAGGUGGAUGAAGUCCAGACGACAACCGGAAUGCGUCAUCUUUCAUGGCAGAACGGCGACGGCACAUUCCGAAUUAACGACAAACCUUUCUUCCAGACUAUGGUCUUGGAUCAAGGCUAUUGGGACGAGACUGGUCUCACACCUCCUUCGCCAGAAGCCUUGAAGAUCGACAUUGAGUUGACGAAGAAAAUGGGGUUCAGUGGUUGUCGCAAACACCAAAAGGUCGAGGACCCUAUUUUUUAUUACUGGGCUGAUCGAUUAGGCUUCCUCGUCUGGGGUGAGAUGGCCAAUGCCUAUGCAUUUGGCAAUGACUUUGUCGAACGCGUCAACAGCGAGUGGAUAGCGUCUGUCAAAAGAGACAUCAAUCAUCCUUCCAUUGUUACUUGGACUCCUGCGAAUGAGAGUUGGGGCUAUACUUCGCUGAAGGACAAUAUUGAGCAGCGAAACCAUCUCCGUUCUGUGUAUUACCAGACCAAAACUAUCGAUCCUACCCGCCCAAUCAACGACAACUGUGGCUGGGAACACGUCCUGACAGAUCUCACCACCUACCACGAUUACAGCGACUCCACCGAACUCUCCGUAACAUGCUCAAACAUGGGCACCGGAAUCCUUGGCCAAAAGGGCGGGCACGAUAUGUUCGUCCCGCCUUUCGGAUCCGACCCAGGCACCAAGCACCAACCCGGUGCACCGGUGAUCUGCUCCGAGUUUGGUGGCGUGAAUAUCGCCCCUUCGAAGAACUCCCCUGCUGCUUCUGAGAGAGACUGGGGUUAUACUACCGCGUCUGAUCCGAAUGAUUUCUUAUACCGGUUCGAGAAAUUGGUCAUGGCGAUUGUAAAGGGAGGCAAUUCGCAUGGUCUUGUGUAUACUCAGAUCUGCGAUAUUGAGCAAGAGGUUAAUGGUCUGUACUCGAUCCAUCGGAAGGAGAAGAUCCCAUCAGAGAGGGUCAAGGCUAUUAUGGAUGCUGCGCGAGAAUACUAUUACAAGAAUGUGGCGGUUCAGAGAACACAUCUGGGUUCGAAGGUUGUGCAUGGCCUUGAGAAGAGGUUCCACAUGUAG
Molecule: messenger RNA, 1992 nt
Organism: Aspergillus glaucus CBS 516.65
Lineage: Eukaryota; Fungi; Ascomycota; Eurotiomycetes; Eurotiales; Aspergillaceae
Product: glycoside hydrolase family 2 protein
Exons: 3
Coding region: 1-1992 (663 amino acids)
Biological process (GO): carbohydrate metabolic process
Molecular function (GO): hydrolase activity, hydrolyzing O-glycosyl compounds
Source: RefSeq, a predicted model, not a curated record